AUGGCGCUCUUCAAGGACUACGUCUUCCCUGCUCUGUCCCUCUGCCAGUCAAUCGUCUUUUUCUUCUGCAAGGGGAUGAUUGAAGGGUUGGUGGUUCUACUCUUCCUGUGGCUGCUGGUCCAGGUCCUGCUAGACAAACACCAGCAGGUGCACUUACAGGUAUUCCUGGGCGUGGGGCUGGCCCUGCUCUGCUUCUGCCUGCUCCUUGGCUGCGCGAUUUGCUGGCACCGGCGGAGAACGCGGCGCCCGGAUUGCGGCGAGGCGCAGGCGUCGUCGGGCCGCCCCCUAGUGGAUCUGGGCCCCGUUCUGCCCUCUCCGACGACCGCGGUGCCCAUCCAGCAACAAUAUGCCCAGAUGGCGGGGCAGCUUCUGGAGAGCCUGCCUGCUGCAGCUGCUCGUGAGCCGGCCUCGCCCGACGGCAGCCCCCCGACGGCCCUCCUGCGCAGCCGCGCCUCCCUGCCCAGCCUCGUCGUCCCGCCAGGGCUGAGCGCGCCACCGGCCAAGCGCCCUCGGGGCCCGCAGCGCCGGAGCACCAUUGCCGCGGGAGACAGCAGCCUCCUCGCCGUGCGCCCCGUCGCGGGGCUCCUGCCCGCUGCUGCUACCCGCGCCAAGCCGCGACCUCGCCUGCACUUCGCCGUCGGCUACUCUCCUCCGGAGGCCACGCUCACGGUGAACGUAGUCGGCGUCGCCCAUUUGCCCGGGGGCCUCGGCGCCAGCCGCAGCUGCUACGUCGAGGCGCGCCUGCUGCCGGGCUCCGCGGAGCCGCAGCGCACCGCCCGGCGCCGGAGGAGCCUCCACCCCGAGUUCCACGAGCAGCUCCGCUUCCCCGGCUGCGCCCGCCAAGAGCUGCCGGGCCUGACGCUGCGCCUCGCCGUCUACGCCAAGGCUUUCGCCCGUCGGAAGGACGCCUUCGUGGGCGAGGUGCUGUUCCCCUGCGCCCAGGUGGCCGGCGAGCUGGGCGCCUCGCCCUCUGCGCACGCCCAGGAGCUGUCGCUCACGAAGGUGAGGCUCCGCAAAUGCCACAGUUGCCAGGACAUGAGCUCCGCCUCUUGGCUCUCUCAGCCCAAGUCCCUGGGGCAGCUUUUCCUCCUGCUCCAGUAUCAAGCUCUGGCCAAUCGCAUCAAAGUUCUGGUUCGCAAAGCAGAGAACCUGGGGCGCGUCAGCCGGAUGCUGGGAACACCAGACCACUACGUUCUGAUCCACCUCUGCCACGAUGGAAAGGUCAUUGACACAAAGGAGACCAAGUCCAUAGCGGGCUACAACCCUGUGUGGAAUGCCCCGUUCCUCUUCAGCUUACCUGCUGGAGACAUCCAGGAACAGCAGUUGUCCCUGGAGUUCACAGUCAUGCAGGCUCGCCUCUACGCCCGCAGCUGCGCUGUUGGCCGAGUGCUGAUCGGCCCUGUGGCCCCUGAGAUGGGGCAGGUCCACUGGAAGGAGAUGUGCAGCCGGGGGAACAUGGAAUCUGCUCGCUGGCAUGCCAUUCAGUCAGGCGGCUUUCAGCUCUGCCCUUGAGAUGCGCACCCAGAGCUUCCGGCUGGGGAAGUCACCUGCCGGUCAUGGUGAACGAUGGUAGCCAAAGCAACGGCACCCUGCGAGAGAAAUGGCCUCCCUCUGCUAAGGGAGGCCAGGGAAGGCUUGAGGGGAACUUGGCAUGGCGACACCUUUAAGGUACACAGGACUGCAGGAAGUCCAACUGGAGAAAUCCAAGCCAGUUCCAAGUCUUCCCAAGGCAGGGACUUUUUGCCCAAAGAGAGGUGAUGCUGCCUGGAGCCCUUCAGAAACCUUGGGGUUGAAAGGUUGGCUGCAAGCUCUCCGGGACAGCCAAGGAAGGCAGAAAGAUCUCUUCCUCCAUAAUGCUCCCCACCUCCACCGGGCACGCUGACCUCAGAUCCAAGAUCCGCUUCAGCAGCAGCUUCUGGGCACUGCAUCAUCCACAUAACUUACGGCUGCCAGCCAUAACGAAAGAGAACUGAAAACCACUUUGGAUGGCGCUCAAAGGCACGGCGCUGCUCUAGGUGGGGUGCUGACUACUGCUGCUGUUGCAACGAGGAGGAACUUGAACUGGGGCAGCUGGGUGCAAACAGAAAUGUCAGAAUAGUAGGCGCCAGUGGCCUCGUUGCAAGGCAGCCUGGAAGGGCUGUUGUGCUGGAGGCUGCGAUGGACAGAGCUCUGCAAAGAGAGCCUGUCUGUAUAAAGCAUAUGCAUGGCCCAUUAACAGCCUUUAUUGCAUUCCUUCUCGGAACAUGCUUAUUUCAUUCUCUCAUCUCCAGGGGGUUCAGGGCCGGCACACAUGGAUCUCCCCCCCACCCCUUCAUAUCCUCUCAACAGCCCUGCAAGGUUGUAUUAGUGGGUGUGGCGUUUCACCUCUAGAGGGCCUAGAAGGGGUUAAGUUGCCAGGAGGGAAACGACCAAUGGGAGCUCUCCAGCCAGAAGCAGGGUGUAUAUAGGAAGAAUGCAGGCAGGCAGGAGAGGUAGAUGAGAUGAGAGAUGAGGAGAGUUGGGAGAGUUAGAUGUGAGGAGAGAGAGAUAGAUGAGAGGAGCUGGUGUGAAGAAUAGAGCUGGUUAAUAUUGUGGUGGCUGUUAAAUAGCGAGAUAGACAGGAUAUAGUGUUAGGAGUUUAGUGAUAAUUAUUAUUAGUAUUAUUUAGAGGUAAUAGGCCGGUAAAUCAUAUUUAGAGGUAUUAGGCCGGUAUAGGAACCAUCUGUGAUUUUGGAAACCGUUUAAGCUUUGUACAGUAACCAACACGCAUAAGAGUAUUCAUUAAACUAUUCUGUUUUAUUUUACUAUA
Molecule: messenger RNA, 2788 nt
Organism: Zootoca vivipara (common lizard)
Lineage: Eukaryota; Metazoa; Chordata; Lepidosauria; Squamata; Lacertidae
Source: RefSeq, a predicted model, not a curated record